AUGAUCUUUACUAAGCUCCCAGGACUUGUCCAACAAGCCAGCAAGCUGGGGUCUCUACUCCAAUGUGCCUUUUAUGGGUCCACUGGAAGAAUGACCCUUUUCGAGCAGAGGAACUUUGCUGGCCGGCGUUUCGACUUGAGCUCAGGCUGCCACAAGUUAAGUGACAAGAACUUCUCUGAAAGAUGCAACUCUGCGCAGGUCCAGAGUGGAGCCAACUGGGUGGGUUAUGAGCACGAGAACUUCCGUGGGUGCCAGUAUUUGUGGGACAUGUGGGACAGGGGAGAGUAUAACUGCUUGGAUAAUUGGUGUGCCCAGAGUGACAGAGUGUCUUCUGUACGUACAGUGAAGGAGGAUAUGAGCCCUCCACAUGCCCAGCUGUUCGAGUGGCCUGCGUUCUCUGGGAGGAGGACUGUGCUUCAGGACAACAUUCCCAACCUGAUGAGCCGAUACAGUCUCAAUACAGUAUCCUCGAUCCGGGUCCUGGGUGGAGUCUGGGUGGUAUAGCAGGAGCCCAACUACAGAGGAGAACACUACAUCCUGGAGAAGAAGGACUACAUGAGUUUCUCAGACUGGGGAGCUCCAAGCAGCACCAUGGGCUCCAUGCGCAGGGUCCGCUUCAGCUGACUUUCCUCUCCCACCUUUUGACAAGUCCCUUCUC
Messenger RNA from Electrophorus electricus (electric eel), 658 nucleotides. It is a transcript of the gene crybgx, whose product is annotated as crystallin beta gamma X. Gene Ontology annotation, molecular function: structural constituent of eye lens. The record is from RefSeq and is a predicted model, not a curated record. NCBI's taxonomy places the organism in Eukaryota, Metazoa, Chordata, Actinopteri, Gymnotiformes, Gymnotidae. Gene Ontology annotation, biological process: visual perception; lens development in camera-type eye.